Messenger RNA from Camponotus floridanus (Florida carpenter ant), 2366 nucleotides. Its product is annotated as stromal membrane-associated protein 1. The record is from RefSeq and is a predicted model, not a curated record. The transcript is spliced from 8 exons. Gene Ontology annotation, molecular function: GTPase activator activity; metal ion binding. The coding region runs from base 173 to 1588 and encodes 471 amino acids. Lineage: Eukaryota; Metazoa; Arthropoda; Insecta; Hymenoptera; Formicidae.
GCGACGCGGCCACCGAAGCUAAUGGAAUCUUCACGAUACGGGAUCCGUUACGUGGUAUUGUCGCGCCGCGCGUCCGUCCAGCGCUAUCGCGGGGAGGCGACACUGGAGAGUCGCGAUCGCGCGUGGUCCGUGUCUGGGAAUCUGUGAUUUCGCGAAGACGCUUUCAGCGAAAAUGACGUCCCGUCACGAAAAGGAGCGUGCCAAGCAGAUCCAGGAGAAAUGUCAAAACCUGCUGACGCAGAUGCUCCGCGAUGAAGAUAACAAGUAUUGCGUUGACUGUGACGCGAAAGGACCAAGAUGGGCUAGCUGGAAUUUGGGCAUUUUCUUAUGUAUUCGUUGCGCUGGUAUACACAGAAAUCUUGGCGUGCAUAUAAGCAAAGUCAAGUCUGUUAAUUUAGACACAUGGACACCAGAACAAGUAGUAAGCUUACAACAAAUGGGCAAUUCUCGAGCCAGAGCAGUCUAUGAGGCAAAUCUUCCUGAUAGUUUCCGAAGACCACAAACAGAUUGUAGCCUCGAAAGUUUUAUUCGGGCAAAAUAUGAACAUAAAAAAUAUAUAGCAAGAGAAUGGGUGCCACCUCCUUUACCAAAAGUUAAUUGGGACAAAGAGCUCGAUGAAGAAGCUGAAAGACAACGCAGACGAAAAAAGGAAAGUUCUGAAGCAACCACUGUACUCCCACUUGUAAAAAAACCGGAAGUAGUGCCUCAAUUGCCAAAACCUCGCAGUUCCAUCAGUCCUAAACUUGGCAGAACAAAAGAAAACUCUGCAAUUUUGGAUCUCUUAGGUCUUGAUGCACCAGCAACUAACCAAAUAAAUGCAAAUGGUUCUGGGGAUGAUGUAUUUUCUUCCUUUUUGUCUGCCCCACCUGCUUCAACUGCUACAACUGGAAAUGAUAUUUCUAAUGAAAGUAAAACAACUGCUACUAUAAGUAAAAGCGAAGAAGAAAGUUUCUUUGAACAGUCAGCGCCGCUAUCUCAAGAAAAAAGCAAAAUGACAAAGGACAGUAUUUUAGCAUUAUAUGGUACACCAAGUCAUCAAUCAGCACUUUAUGGUGUUCCAGGGGGAAUGUAUCCUCAACAUUCCAUACCAUAUAAACAGCAAAUAUCAAAUGUGGGUACAUUUGGACAACAAAACUCUUUGGGUCAAAUCGGUCAACUUCCUACACAAAUGCCGAUUACAAAUCAGAUGCUUGUCAAUCAAAAUCAAAUUGUAACAAAUCCUAAUUCGAUAGGUGCUGUAGGCGCUAAUCCUUUAGGUUAUAUAGGGCAAAUAAAUCAACUAAAUGGUGUACCAAAUGCUGCUAUUACAAUGCCACCUCAAAUGAUGAUGCAGUUAGGACAAACUAGUAUUCCUAGUAAUAAUGGAUGGAGUGGUAUGUUAACACAGAAUAUUCAACCAGCUCCUGGCAGCAAUCCUUUCUUCAAUUUAACAACACAGCAGCAACAAACUGCUGCAUUUGCCACUCAAUUGCCACAACAAAUGUCACAAGUGUCCCUGGGUGAUAUGAAUUUUUCCUCUGCGACAGGCAAACCUGCCAAUACUGCCGCGUUACCCGGGCAGACUCUUUCCACCAAUUUGUGGCAGUAAAAAAUAUUGCAAAUAUUGUGAAUUUUUGUUAUCAUUCAAUGUUGUAUACUAAUGUUGACAGUCUAUUAUCCAUCAUAAUAAUAAUUCCAUGUCUUUUCGUCGGAUGUUGCUUCAGAUAGUAAUAGAGCCGAUGGAAACACAAAAAUGGGAACACAAAAAAGAAAACUAUUCGAAUACUGUUUCAUAAUUUGUGAAUGUGUAUAGUGCUUUGAGUUGAUAAAUAUUUUUCUUCAAAAGCCUGUGCUAGCUUUUAAUGUUAUUGUUGGUGAAAAAAAUUGGAAUAAAACGAACCUUUGACUGAUUGUAAGAGGAGUUAUUUAGUUAGCGACACUAAAUGUGUACCUUAUGGUACAAAUUGUGCUGUUAAAAUAAGAGCUUUUUGUAAUUGCAAUUAAAGUAUAUGCCAGGGUCCAUUUUCAUCAAAGUAUUAAUUCAAAUUGGUGACGGAAAAUGAUAUAAUUUUAGCUCAGAUUUCGUUGCUAUUCAUGCUUGACAAAUGUGUUCGUGAGUUUAUUCACAAAAAUGUAAAUCCUGCAAGGGAGAGAAUGACAUAGCAUAAAGCAUGUAUUCUCAUAUCGGAUAGCAUCGAAAAUUUAAUUUGUUAAAAUUAUAUCAAGCUCUGAUUCAAAUAGAAAUAUAUAUACAUGCAUAUACGAGUUUUAUCAGAGAUGUAAAAAGACUUAGAUCUUCAACGUAUUUUUAAGGUACUAUAAUUGACACAUGUGCAAUAUGUGUCCACAUACUGUAUUAUUGAUGAAUAAAUGCAAAAUGACAAAUA